AUGGCUUUCCUUGGGAAUGGCCUGAAUGUCUCCGGUCUCAUCCAUCCCCCAGGUUUCUAUUUAAUCGCAUUUGAGAAGUUCACUUCUAUCAAUCUUUACUUCAUCUUUCUGUCUCUCGUUUACAUCAUCACUGUGCUGUUCAAUCUACUACUGAUCUAUGUGAUUGCUUCAAACCGCAAUUUACACUCGGCCAAAUUCUUGGCCGUUUGCAACCUGGCAGUCAUCGACGUGGUGCUGAACUCCUGCACCAUCCCUGGCAUGAUCAAGUCGUUCCUGGUCAAAGACAACUUCCUCACCUUCGACGUGUGCCUGUUGCAGAUGUUCACCUACUACGCCUUUGUGUCGCUCGAGUCCUUCGCGUUGGCCGUCCUCGCCUACGACCGCCUGAUCGCUAUCUGCUUCCCGCUGCGCCAGAACUCUAUCAACACGCUGCUCAGCAUGUCGUGUGUGGUGGCUCUCACGUGGUCGUACACGAUGGGGGCCACGUUGUUCGCCAUUGUGAUCAUCAAAAGACUGUCCUUCUGUAACUCCGUCCGAGUGCUGAGCUACUUCUGCGACUACGCGCCCGUGUUCAGACUGGCGUGCAACGACAAUUCGCUGCACUGGUCCGUAGCCAGUUUCCUCAGCAUCACCAUUUUAUUGGGCCCAUUCGUCUUCAUCCUCCUUUCCUACAGCAGCAUCCUGGUCACCGUGUUCAGGAUGCAGUCGGUGGCAAGUCGUGGGAAGGCGCUCACCACGUGCGUGGAACACCUCAUACUGGUGGCUGUGUUUUAUAUUCCUGUUUUAACCAUUUUCACCAUUGGCUUCUACUCCAGCCUGAUCGAUCCGGACCAGCGGGUGCUGUGUCUGUCGCUGUCCUCCUGCCUCCCGCCGGUCCUCAACCCCAUCAUUUACUCUUUUAGAACCAAAGAGAUCCGGCUCAGGGUGAGAGCGCUGUUCAGACGCGUCCCCGUCACACCGUCUGGGAGGCCUGCAAAGCACUGA
Molecule: messenger RNA, 984 nt
Organism: Gadus chalcogrammus (walleye pollock)
Lineage: Eukaryota; Metazoa; Chordata; Actinopteri; Gadiformes; Gadidae
Product: olfactory receptor 6N1-like
Exons: 1
Coding region: 1-984 (327 amino acids)
Biological process (GO): G protein-coupled receptor signaling pathway
Cellular component (GO): membrane
Molecular function (GO): G protein-coupled receptor activity; olfactory receptor activity
Source: RefSeq, a predicted model, not a curated record